CAGGGGCUCGUUAUGCCUAAUGGCGGAUCUUUUCACGAGAAUUUAUUUCAUGGACCAUGUCUGCCAAGAUAUUACUACACCUGCCGUGAACCAUCAUCUAGUUUAAGUGCAAUAAAUAUAUAUAGGGCAUUUUUUGCAAUUAGCCCUUUGGAAAAAAAUUAUUUUAAAAAUAAUUUCAACAAAUCUAAAUUUACAAAAAUGGUCCUUGAUCUUGCCAUGCAGGCGUCAAAUCAGCGCCACGUGGAUGAGUUGGGGCGUUAAGCAAACAUUCAUUCACUAUGUUUCAUACUUAUCUUUUUUAUAAUACUAUUUUUUUUCUUUUCCUUUCUUUUCUCCGGACACAGUGAAUCAUUUAUCGUGUUUAAACACGGUGAAUGAAUGGUUCACCGUGUUUAACUUAACUAUCUGAUCUAGCUCGGUCCGCAUGGCGCUGACGUGGAGCCUGCGUGGUAGGGGGAGGGUUAUUUUUGUAAAUUUAAAUUUGCCGGGUUAUUUUUAAAAUAAAUUUUUUUCAGAGAGCUAAUUGUAAAAAAAGCUCAUAUAUAUAUAUAUAGAGAGAGAGAGAGAGAGAGAGAGAGAGAGAGAGGGAAGGGUUAUUGUGUUAUUAAAAGUAUAGUAAUUUUUACGCCGGUAAGUUUUUAUCUAUUCAUCAAUUUAGAUGAAUGGUUGAGUGAGAUAAAGAAGAGAAAUUGGGAUCAAAUUGAGAAUCUCACCUGAGGUGAGAGAAAGAAGAGAAAUUGAGUGGUCGAGUGAGAGAAAGAAGAGAAAGAUGAGGUGAAUCUUUUAACAAUCGGUUAGAACUACUGCUGUUGUACUGCUGUGGCCUUUUCUUAGCUAGACCGGGUCUAAGCAGCAGUUUCUAAUACUAGCGGUCCCAUCCAACACCCUUAACAUCGGACUCCAAAUGGAUUCAACGCCAUUGCAUUGAUACGGACGUCCGGUGUUCCCCGACCCCCCGGCGCCCGCAUAGAGAUCUCUAUGCUGAAUCCCAGGCAAUAUUUAUUACAAGCACCAACUAGAUGAACCCACGAAAGUGACUCGAUUCGACCGCACCGGAUCACGAGCGCGAUUCAUUGGGUACAAUUUUGGUCUAAUGGACCCUGCCAUCGCGUUACUUCAUCGACCCUCUUUUGAGGGUAUCUCUCUAGGUACAUAUGUAUUAAUAUCCCCCAGCUAUACAAUUUUUUGAAAUGGCUCCCUCAGCAUUAUUGUUUUCAGUUUUUAAAAUUUGACCAAAGUUUUAGUCAAAUUUAAUGAUUUUCUUAUAUUUAAUUUAACCCAAAAAAAAGAACUAACAAAAAGUACGGAUUAAUAGCUGAUAGAACUAUUUAAAUUUUAUAAAUUUCUAAUUUAACUAGUUAGUACUUCCUUAGGAAGUUAAAACAAUAUCCAAUUUUAACAAAAGUAAACUAGGGGAGCUAAUUUGGGAAAUAUCCUAUAGUUGAGGGGGUAGUAUUAGUACGUUUUACCAAAAAUUUACCUUAUUCUUUACUUUUUCAUUAAUUUUUUCCUUUUCAAUAUUUAGUUUUAUCGAUCAUAAACUCUUCUCUCGACCCCGCAUACAUACGUUCGUUCUCCGUCUCCUCCACUUCUGGUUCUUCUUCUUCUUCUUCUUCUUCUUCUCCGAGCGAGCUCUCUUGGUAGCGGGGGAUCUCUCCCCUCCUCCGAUCUCUUCGUCGCCUCCGCCAUGGAAGUGGGCUCGAUCUCCUCCACCCCUCGCUCCGUCGAGGAGAUCUUCAAGGACUUCAGCGGCCGCCGCACCGGCAUCGUCCGAGCCCUCACCCACGAUGUGGACGAGUUCUAUGGCCAGUGCGAUCCAGAGAAGGAGAACCUAUGCUUGUACGGCCACGCCGACGACUCGUGGGAGGUAACCCUACCGGCGGAGGAGGUGCCCCCCGAGCUCCCUGAGCCGGCGCUCGGUAUCAAUUUCGCGAGGGAUGGGAUGAAUCGCAAGGAUUGGCUCUCGCUUGUGGCCGUGCAUAGUGAUUCUUGGCUUCUCUCCGUUGCGUUCUAUUUCGGGGCUCGGCUCAAUCGAAAUGAAAGGUAUCGUUCUCUUUCGAGUUAUUCCAUAUUGUUUUUCUGUGCAGGAUUUACCGUAGAGGUGAGCUUUGUUCGAUAAUUUUGAUGCUAAUUAGAUGCAAUGGUUUGAGAUAUUAAUUUUUGUUCUUCGACUUAGGUAAUUGCGAAGGGAGGUAGCUUUUUUUGAUGCAGUGGUGUUGAUUUGAUGUGAAUUCUCUACUUGUGCUAUUGUCAGUGUUGUUGUUAUCGGAGUAAAAAGGAUUAUGUCAAAUUCUAAGAUUACCAGGGGGAGAUAUGUGCUUAGGUUUUUUUUUCCCCAUUUUUUAGAAUGUGAGAUUGUUAGGAAAUCCUUGAUUUGGCCUUGUUGGAUUCCCUUGCGGAGAGUCCCUAGUUUUGAUUGAAUCAUAUGAACCAGAUGGCUGUUGAAAGUUUGAAGUUGUGAUCUAUGUGACUGUGGAACAAUCUCCUACUUCUACAGUGUUGAAUGCUGUAUUGCUAGGAGAGAAUGUGUCCUAAACUAAUAUGUGCAUAUUUUAAUGUGAGGUGGGAGUUGCCAGGAGGAAGAUAAAUCGAGAGAGGGUCGUUUUACGUAACAUACAACAUAGAGAUACAAAUAUCCC
Molecule: messenger RNA, 2639 nt
Organism: Ananas comosus (pineapple)
Lineage: Eukaryota; Viridiplantae; Streptophyta; Magnoliopsida; Poales; Bromeliaceae
Product: PHD finger protein ALFIN-LIKE 2-like
Exons: 3
Coding region: 1688-2119 (143 amino acids)
Biological process (GO): regulation of DNA-templated transcription
Cellular component (GO): nucleus
Molecular function (GO): transcription coregulator activity; transcription cis-regulatory region binding; histone binding
Source: RefSeq, a predicted model, not a curated record